GAUAAGUUAUCCAUCAUGGCUUAAUUUAGUUGAGUCAAGGUUUAUGCAAUGCAUAUACAUUGUUCUCUGGAGUUUGAAGUUGAGGCCCUUAAUAAUGCAUAUCUUUCUUGGUGAAUAGGUCUUAGGAGCUAAAAACUGCGUUUUGUUAGAUGAACUUUCCCUGCAUUUCUUAAACAUCAAUGAAGCAUACUGAGUGGAUAGAGGAAUCUCCAUGCUGGACAAUGGAGGGAGUGAAAUUAAUGCAAUUGAGUAAAGGAUGGCAGGAUCUCUAUUGCUACAAUGGCGAACACAUGUUUCAGGAUGGUAACAGAUAAACUACUUUUUGGAGGAGAGUUUCAGCAUGCUGAUGAUGCUGUUAAGAAGAAACCAACUUGGACAUCGUGCUGUUGAUGCUGGCUGAAGCUGAGAUAAUGGCUUGAGUAAGGAAGAGAUAUGAUUUGAUUUGUGGGAAUUGGGACUUGAGAGGCAGGGAGGGACCAGAAACUGAAUGAAUAGAGGUAAAGUUUAGUUAACAUGAUUUGAUCAAGGAUUGGAUUCAAAAUGCCUCUAGGAUUUUGAAAAAGAUGAAUACUUUUAAUGUGUUCUCUGAUCUCUGCUAGCACCACACUUUUCUGCAUUUGGAAAAUAUGAAUGCUAUGUAUGUCUUUGAUUCAUGAAAAAUAAAACUUAUCCCUAACC
Molecule: messenger RNA, 678 nt
Organism: Rubroshorea leprosula
Lineage: Eukaryota; Viridiplantae; Streptophyta; Magnoliopsida; Malvales; Dipterocarpaceae
Source: the annotation of a GenBank genome assembly